UCUCCGAUUUGAAACAUGGUUGGCAUUUAUCGACAUCGUUUGCCUAAAUAGAUCUCCUUACAAAUGUCGAAUUGGUCCAAUAUCAACAUUUGCCAUAGUGUGAGAACUGGAAAUAUACUGAUUAUUUAUUGCUCAUUGGCUAACAAAAUUGUUUAAACAUAUUUACUUAAUCACGGCGAAUAAAUACUGGGCUGGACAGGAUGGCCAGCUGCAAUUUUCAGGAGCAGUUUGUAUCCAUUAUGGAAGUAUUGGCUAAAGCAGCAGAAAUAAACAAACGUGUAGAUGAUAGCUGUGCUGUUAUACGUUUGGAAAUGACCCAAAGCCAGCGAGAUAUUGAUGUACUGAAAAGGAAGUGUCAAAUGAUGGACAGCGAGCUGAAGAAGACGCGCAGACGAAAAGGUUUUUACCCCGUGGCAUCAGAGAGAUCUUCAUAUCCAGUCAAGAUUGUUUUGAACAAGCAGAGGAGUACCUCACAGUGGAGAGACAGCAAGAUGGCUGUUGAAGGGGACUCUCAACCCCAUCCUUCAGAUGUGGAGCAGAGAGUGGAUACUGAACCCAUACUGAUCAAAGAUGAGGAGACAGCAGAGGAUAUGUGGAAGACUGACCCUCAGGAAGAGCUCAGGAUCACUGGAGAGGAGUCUGGUUCCAAGCCUGGGAAAUCACCAUCCUUUGAGCAACGGCACUGUGAUGAGGACUUCAUCACACAACCCAAUAUAUCUCCCAAAGACUCAGUAAAACAUUACCCAAAUUCUGAUCGUCCAGAGGAACCAGGAACACCCCGGCUCGCAUCUACGGAGGUGUUCAGCACAGAGCAGCACCGGCCAGACAAGGACUCACUAGACCUAGUGAUGGUGAAAGAGGAGGAGCUGGAUCAGACCACAACCCUGGCAGGACCUGACCAGUUUGUCAUGGAUCAGUCUGAUGGGCAGCUGUGGACCUCUGUGGAUCCAGGCAGAGACACUGACCCUGAUGGUCACCCAGAUUUCUCCUUUCAUUCCACAGAAGAGUACUCUCAGAAUAUCUCAAUUUUCCCAUCUCAUAGUGGGCUGUCAUCUGUUCCUACUAUGACAGAUGAUGUAGGGCCAUCGCUUCACUCUUCUAUGUGGAAACCACAUGCUAACAUGUUCAGUGCAGCAGCACAUAGGAAAAGACAUGUCAGGACAUUGGCUAAUGAGACUAGACAACAGAUGCCAGACGAACAGAGCAGUGAGAUACUGAACUCAAAUAAUGAAGGAAAUCGUUUAGCUCUACAGCCAAGGCAGCAUCAAUACAGGGCUUCAGAAGCAACAGUGAGAUUGAGUGAGUGCAUGACAGGGUCAAACAUGGCCACCACCUCCACCUUCUCUGGAUACAGCCUGAGUCACAGUAGUUUUAACAUGGUGAAGAGAAUGAGGACUCAGUGGAGGUCGGGCGGCACCACCGAGAGGCGUUUCAGCUGCACCUUCUGUGGGAAGAGCUUCCCAACUUUCUGGCAGCUCAAAGAACACCUCCGGAGUCACACCGGAGAGAAACCGUACACCUGUGAACAGUGUGGCAGGAGUUUCACCAAGCAGUGCAACCUGAUCAGACAUGCUGUGGUCCACAGCGGGGAGAAGCCCUACAAGUGCACACAGUGUGGGAAAUGCUUCACUCAGCGCUCCAGCAUGAAGUCACAUCAGAGAACUCACAUAGGAGAGAGUCCAGUAUCUCAAUACGUGGUACCCGCAUACCCAGGGGAUCGACACACAAGUUUAAUGUAGUCUCAGAACAGAUGGAACAAAUAGGAACAUAAUUGCAUUAUGCUUCGGAAACACUUUCAAUGUGAAAAUGUAGAUCAAUCAACCAUACUCGCUAUCUUCUUCUACACUAUCUGAUGUGCUUUCUUUUUGUAUCUAGUACCUCUACUGAUACACUCCGCUAUGUAUUUAUUUGGACAGUGAAGCUACAACUUUUAAUUUGGCUCUAUACUCCAGGAUUUUGGAUUUGAGAUCAAAUGUUUUAUAUGA
Messenger RNA from Salvelinus namaycush (lake trout), 1985 nucleotides. Its product is annotated as oocyte zinc finger protein XlCOF8.4-like. The transcript has 4 exons. Gene Ontology annotation, molecular function: RNA polymerase II cis-regulatory region sequence-specific DNA binding; DNA-binding transcription factor activity. The record is from RefSeq and is a predicted model, not a curated record. Lineage: Eukaryota; Metazoa; Chordata; Actinopteri; Salmoniformes; Salmonidae. Bases 201 to 1739 code for a protein of 512 amino acids. Gene Ontology annotation, biological process: regulation of transcription by RNA polymerase II.